UAUAUUACAAUAAAGAUUAUAACUAUUUAAAAUAUAUAAACUAAAUUUAAUAUUAAAAUGGUGAUUACCGUUUCACCUAGCAUGGAUGAUUUAACAAACCCGAGCAAUAAAGUGACCAUGGAUGAUAAUUACCAUUUAUUGAAUAAACACCAAAUAAAUGAGGUGUAUCACAACAUUGAAACCCAAUCAAAUGAAAUUAAAUUAAAAACAGGCAAAUUCAAUCUCGACCAUAGCAAUUAUAAGAAAGUUUAUCAAGUAGAGAUAAUAUGGUGGCCCAACGUUGUGGCUAUGGUCAUAUUGUACAUGGCCGGUUUAUACGGUUUAUAUCGGGGCAUGUUUUACGCCAAACCACUCACUAUUAUCUACAUGUAUGUAAUGGCAAUAAUUGCUGGACUGGGUGUACAGUGUGGAGUACACCGGCUAUGGUGUCACCGGACAUAUCGGGCCAAUCGUGCCCUGCAAUACAUACUGAUGGCAAUGUUUACGCUGGCAUUUCAGGACAACAUAUACAAGUGGUCACGUGAUCACCGCACACAUCAUAAGUACUCGGACACCGACGCCGACCCGCACAACAUUAAUCGUGGUUUCUUUUUCUCGCACGUGGGCUGGUUGCUGAGCAAAAAGCACCCUGAUGUUAAUAAACAAGGUGCACUCAUUGACAUGACUGAUCUGGACCGGGAUCAUCUAGUUCAAUUUCAUCGACGUCAUUAUAUGAAAUUAGUGGCGAUUAUAUGGGGUGUUAUACCAACACUAAUACCCUAUUAUCUAUGGGGCGAGACUUUAUGGGACUCUUAUUUUGUGUGCGUAAUGCUUAGAUAUUUAAUUAGCUUAAAUUUUGCCAUGUGCAUUAAUUCUGUGGCACACUAUUGGGGCAACAAGCCGUACGACAACACAAUAAACCCAACCGAGUGUUAUGUGAGGCAUAUGAUGCAAGGCGAGGGUUUUCAUAAUUACCAUCACGCGGACUAUGGGUGCAGCGAGUAUGGUCCGUUUGAAGUAUUUAACUUGGGCACACUAUUAAUUGAUUUUUUUGCAUGGUUGGGCUGGGCGUACGACAUGCGUCAAGCAACACCCGAGAUGGUCGAUCAACGUAAAAAACGUACCGGCGAUUUGAGCUGGGUUAAAAGUAGUAGGCUCUAUGAAUUGUUUACGGUCAGCUUGUUUUUUGUCGCGUUAGCAUUCCCAUUUGUUCUUGGUUAUUUACUU
Medioppia subpectinata is the source of this 1206-nucleotide messenger RNA. The record is from the annotation of a GenBank genome assembly. NCBI's taxonomy places the organism in Eukaryota, Metazoa, Arthropoda, Arachnida, Sarcoptiformes, Oppiidae.